AUGACUUUCGACCGCGAAAUUCAGGAUCGCUACAAUGUCGAGAUUACUGCUUGCGACGGUGGAAAGCCUCAAAGGUGCUCUUCUGAAAAGAAAACGAUCAAAAUUUCUGACAAAAACGACAACUCCCCGCUUCUUCGAUCAGAUUCAGUCCGAUUCUCGAUCCCAGAAGACGCAAAAAUCGGCACUGUCGUUGGAAAAAUCCUCGCAACCGACAAAGACGACCCUUUUCUCUUUGGAAAACUCAGCUACCAACUUGAUGUUGAAGAAAAACAAUUUGGAAUCGACGCGGAAAGUGGAGAAAUAUUUGUGAAAGAUGAGCUGGACUAUGAAACGAAAAAGGAAUACAAUAUGACGGUUCUUGUCACGGAUGGAGGCGGCAAAUCGACCAAAGGACUGGUGAAGAUUCAAGUGCAGAAUGUCAACGACAAUCGACCUGUGGCCGUGAUUCCGAAAUACAUUGCGCUGGCGAGUGAUGUUCAGUUUGGAGAUGUUAUUUCGACUUUUGAGAUCUCUGACGCAGAUGGAACAGAACCAGUCAUUCAACUUGGAGGAAGAGAUGCAGAAUUAUUCGCGCUUCGUGGCCACGACUUGAUUUUCGAGUCGAAUUAUUCGCGCGAUUUGGAUGCGGAAAUUACACUCACGGUCUACGAUGGCCAAAACACCUCCGUCGCAAUGGAAUACGAAAUCACCGUCAGCGCGGCUAUUUCCGCGGCUAUCAUCGGCGCCGUCGCAGCUGUUGCUGGAAUUUUCAUUCUCAUCGUUGUCUUCAUUUUCCUCCAGCGGCGGCUCCGCGCUGCGCACAACGACAAAAUGAAUUCGUCGAAUUUCGGGGAUAAUUCCGCGAACUCGCAGAAUAUUUCGCGCACGGAUUUGAUCAUUGACAUGAAGAUGAAAUCGGAGAGGAGUGGCAGCGAGGGAACGAUUUGUACGGCCAGGGGAGCUUUGCAGAUGAACCAGAAGAGUAAUUCCAGAAGGGCGGAUUCGGACUCGGGGAGAGGCGAAUCUGGGAGCGAAACGCAAUCAAGAAAUCAUCUGGCGAUGCUUGGUCAUUACUGUAAUCAAGACUGUCUAACCCUUGGCCACUCUGAUGCUUGCUGGCUUCCAUCAAAUUCGUCCUCGAAGCCUUUUGAAGUCGAUGUUUCCGACAAAAUCAACCAGGUGUCUUCAUUAUACGUCUGGGAGCGGACAUCCGACUACAGCUCGCAUACAACGUCUUCCGGAAACAACAGUUCCGGAAAGCAGAACCGAACUCGCCUACCGCUCCUGCCAACUCUACAUUCGCCAACAAACAAACCUUGCCUUCUAGAAAUUACCCUGACUAAUGCGACUCUUACGCAGUUUUCGUUCGAAGAAAAAUUGACAGAUAAUAAAGACAAACUCGAUGAAAAAAUUGCGGAGCUCGAUGAAGAAAGAAACAGAAAUCAAAACCUUACUAAUUUGAUUGAGAGAAGUCUUGAGGAAAAUCAAAAAUGCGCCGCAGAGAAAGACGAAAAAAGUGAGGAAAUUUUCCGUCUCGAAGCAAACAUUGUCGAAAAGCAACAAAACUUUGAAUCUGAAAUUUCAAUACGAAUUAAUGAAAUCGGCCAGGAAAAAGACAAGACGGAAGCGCUUAAGAGGGUUGUUGGAGAUCUUUUGGAUGAAAAUCAAAAUUGUACUUACGAGAAGUCUUCAAUUAUAGAAACACUAGAACUAACGACUACAAAACUGAAGCUUGAAGAAACAAAACCUGACUGCGUCAAAAUGAUGAAAAAUGCACUGUUUGUUCUUGCUGGAACCAAAGGCGCAGUCAAAUAUCUUCUUGAUGAUGAUGGAACAAAAAAAGAUUUGCAAAUACAGAAACCAGACUCAACUCAUGAUCGCCACUAUCUUUAUAAUUCUAUUGCGGCAUCUAUUCGCGACGAUACCUUCAAAAAAUGUGAGGAAUUUGAUGGAUCAAUAGUAACAACUCGCCCUGAAUCACUGGUUGUUCAUAAGCACUCGUGCUUAGCGAUUGAUGGGAACCGGCCAGUUGCGGUAGGUGGUUGGACUUCGAGCGAUGAUAAAUCAGCUCAUGGAACGGUUGAGAGUUUCAACUCCGUAAACUGGGAGAAACUUCCGGAUAUUCCUAAAAAAUUGGGAUUUCACACCUGUGUUGGAGUAGAAAAUGGGCUGCUCGUUUUGGGGGGUUGGAGAUAUGGAAUUAAUCAUGACAUUUUCCUUUUUCGAUCCUUAAAAUGGACAGUCGUCGGACAAACUGAGGAAAAGCAAAAUCAUUCUUCUUCAAUCAAAAUAGGAAACUCAAUCUUUCUUGUAAACGGCGAUCAGGAACCUAAAGGCAUCGUUCGAAAGCUCGUUUGGGAUGGUGACAAGAUUGAAAGCUCGAAAAUCGUCAAUGAACACACUGAAAUAUUUUAUCGACCGAUUUUAUUUCAAGUUGAUCAAUUUUACUGUUUGUGA
This is a messenger RNA of Oikopleura dioica, 2436 nucleotides long. NCBI's taxonomy places the organism in Eukaryota, Metazoa, Chordata, Appendicularia, Copelata, Oikopleuridae. The record is from the annotation of a GenBank genome assembly.